CAGCACGCAGUUAGGCUUGAACUAAAUUAAUUAGGGAUUCUUGUCAAUCCGGGGGAUUAAUGGCCAAUAGCAACCUGCCCACAGAUGAUCUGGGAACCUGUGGGGCUUUAGUGAUGUUCUGCUGCCGCUGCUGCUAGGAUGCUCCCAGGGAGAAUGGGGGAUUCUCUGCUACUUUCAAGGGGAGGUAAUUUGCUGAGAACAAGGGGCAGGCUUUGCAAAGUAUAAAUAGUGCGACUUCAAUAGCACAUCCCUAUCUGAUGGCAAACUCUUAGCGGGCAGGAGGGACACAGAUCUCUAACGAGGGGCACUGGGAAGGGGCAAACUCUCCCGCCGCCUCUUCAUGUUUCAUUGCUGAGCUUUCAGGGACCCUGCCAGCCAGAGCCGCCGGCUUAUUAUUAUUAUUGUUAGCGCAGGCUAUGGAAGAACUUACUGCUUUUGUGUCCAAGUCAUUUGAUCAGAAGAUCAAGGAGAAGAAGGAGAUGAUCACUUACCGGGAGGUGUUGGAAAGCGGCCCAGCUCGGGGCAAGGAGCCUGGCUGCGGAGAAGGGGCCCGGGAGGACGGACUAGCGGGGAACCGGUGUAUAGGAGGGGGUGGCGGCGGUGGAGGAGGUGGUGGAGGGGCCAGAUCCCCGGUCUUGGAGCUCGAUCUGUCCGUGGAGAGGAUCAGGGAGAGUGGAAGCCCGAAGCUCACUGAGGUAUCCCCAGAGAUAAAGGAACGGAAGGAGGAGCUGAAGCAGCAGGCACUGGAGGAAGAGGGACAGACUAAGAUCAAGCAGAGAAGGAGUCGGACUAACUUCACCCUGGAGCAGCUGAAUGAGCUGGAGAGAUUGUUUGAUGAGACCCACUACCCAGAUGCCUUCAUGAGGGAGGAGUUGAGCCAGCGCCUUGGCCUGUCAGAGGCCAGAGUUCAGGUCUGGUUUCAAAACAGAAGGGCAAAAUGCAGAAAACAAGAAAAUCAGCUCCAUAAAGGGGUCCUGAUAGGAGCAGGGAGCCAGUUUGAAGCGUGUAGAGUCGCACCUUAUGUCAAUGUGGGAGCCCUGAGGAUGCCAUUCCAGCAGGUUCAGGCACAGUUGCAGCUGGACAGCGCCGUGGCCCACGCCCACCACCACCUCCAUCCUCACCUGACGGCGCAUGCGCCCUACAUGAUGUUCCCGGCCCCGCCCUUCGGACUCCCGCUGGCGACACUGGCUGCGGAGACGGCGACGGCAGCGUCUGUAGUUGCGGCAGCUGCGGCUGCUAAAACCUCUAGCAAGAACUCGAGCAUUGCAGAUCUUAGACUUAAAGCCAAAAAACACGCAGCAGCUCUAGGACUGUGACUAGCACUGCAUGGGCCCUUUACCGGCAGGGCCCAACAGACUACGUCUCAAAACCCUUAUUUAUGAGCUGGAGCCUCUCAGCCAAACCCUUCAUUGUGCAGGAAGUAGAAGGGCCAAGGUCAUGUGACAGAGGGGCCUUUCCGUGCAGCAGAUUGUACUGGCCAGGUGAUGCUGAGCCUCUCAGCGGUCCCACUACCUGCAAGUACCUUACACUUUGUGGGGCCAGUCCAGCCAUCAAACCACAGGAAGAGACCGCUACUUCUGUUUCUUAAAUAUUAGGGAUAUUUUUAUGCUAAUGUGUGAACAGUGGGGAUGCUGGGAGCACACAAUUUCUUUCUGCUGUGGAACUUGAAAGGGAAGAAAAAAAAAAAAUCUGUAAAACCCUGGGACACAGAAAGCACCAGGGAAAGAUAAGAUGGUGGGAAGUUCACAGGUUUUGACACUGACCCUUUUGUGCAAAGUUCACUUUAAUACAAGGAAUCUGACAAGUGAGGCGGGCCUCCUUAUGUCUCAUCUUCUGGAUGCGCAGGCAAGUCUGGAAGAAUAAUUAUAGAAAAAAUAAUGAAAGACGCUUUCUCUUCGAAUUUCUAUUGGGGAAAUGUAUAGCAGACUCUCUAGCAAAUUUCUGGUUUGCAUGUUCUUUGCCAUAUCAUUGAUGCUGUUUUUUGACUCACUUUGCACUUCAUCCUCAAUUGAAGUAGAGGGACAUUACAAAGGAAAUGAAGAUGAUGCCAAAAUACUGUAUUCCUUAUAGAACAAAGCAUUUAAAUGGGAAACGGGGAAACAUAUAUGCCCACUAUCUAUUGAAAGGUAAGGGAUGGCCCUCCAGCUUUUGUUAAGAUACAGUUCUGUUUCCUAAGGGAUGCUGGGAAUUGUAAAUCAACAACAGCUGGAGGGAGAAAGGUUGGAAAUCCCUGUCUGGAGAAAAUCCAUUAGGUUCUGGGGCCAAAGUUACAGAAGAGGGAGCCCCUGCAAUUUCAGCAAUUGCAGUGUUACCCAUAAUUUAUUUUUGUCCAUGUGUGGAAUACUGAUCUUGUGCACUAUAAUUUGUAUACACAAGGGUAUUGCUUAGAAGGAGCAUUAAAAUGGGGGAUAAAUUACAGAAAUCAGAGAUUCCCAGUCUACUGACCUCCAGCUCUUUUCGAACUACAACUCUUAGCACUGGGCUAUCAGUGGGACGAGAGUUGCAGUUUCACAACCAGACUGCAAGUUUUUAUAGUCUAUAUGUUGACUAUCUAGCAAUUGUUACUCCAUAUAAUAUGUCACUUGUAUUUUUAUAUGUUUUUAACCCCAAGGGGCCCCUCUGCCCUACUCUAAAACUGGUCCUGAUUAUUUAAAAAAACAACUUGGUGAUUUCAAAACUAUUCUGUUGCCAAAGUGGGCAUGGAACUUGUCUGCUCCUAACAAUCCUGGCACUUAAAAUCCAAGAGACAAGGAUCUCAUUCCCCUUCUGGAUCUUACCCAAGGGCAUACUGUAUUAAAGCUGAUAUUUAAUGCACAACCCAUGAUAGCCUUUGGCUACAUGUAAAAUAUGUUAAUAAACAUGAACAAAGUUUAUUUUGGUUACAUUGUGAAUUGAUAGUCGAUUGUUAGCAUUUACAUUUUAAUUUCAUAAAAGGUGUAUUCUAUUCAAGUAACUUGUGAUUUUUAUUUUGAAUACAUAUGGAUAUUUAAUGUGGGGAACCUGGAAGUGGAUCGCAGUUUGCUAGCAAACACUAUUUGAAGACUUUUGAGAAAAGUGAUUGUGGGGAUUAAAAAAAAGCUCUUCUAUAAAUCAGCCUUGUUGGGUGGGCUUUGUAAUUAUUUGUUCUCCAUGAAAACAAGUUAUUUAUAUAUACAAUAUUUUUUCCAGUGUGCUUUUAACUUAUUUUACACCACUUUGUAUGUUAUUGCUGCAUUACAUUUGAUGUUGGUACAAUAUAUUUUUAAAUCACUCAGGUUUAUUUCAUUUCUUUGUUAAACCACUAUUACUACCUUAUUUCAGUUGCAAAAGAUGGCAUAAAUGGAUAAAAGCUGAGAUUUAUUGCCUAGUUAUGAUGAUUUGGUUCAGUUGAUAUUAAACAAUUUGUUCUUGUUUUUCCCCUA
Messenger RNA from Xenopus tropicalis (tropical clawed frog), 3401 nucleotides. RefSeq names its product SHOX homeobox 2 (gene shox2). Gene Ontology annotation, biological process: regulation of transcription by RNA polymerase II; regulation of DNA-templated transcription. The coding region runs from base 417 to 1316 and encodes 299 amino acids. Gene Ontology annotation, cellular component: nucleus. The record is from RefSeq and is a predicted model, not a curated record. The transcript is spliced from 5 exons. NCBI's taxonomy places the organism in Eukaryota, Metazoa, Chordata, Amphibia, Anura, Pipidae. Gene Ontology annotation, molecular function: DNA-binding transcription factor activity, RNA polymerase II-specific; DNA binding.